Messenger RNA from Fomitopsis serialis, 487 nucleotides. RefSeq lists its product as uncharacterized. The record is from RefSeq and is a predicted model, not a curated record. The transcript has a single exon. Bases 11 to 265 code for a protein of 84 amino acids. Lineage: Eukaryota; Fungi; Basidiomycota; Agaricomycetes; Polyporales; Fomitopsidaceae.
GCCCUGCUGUAUGCCCGUCUCAUCCGCUUACGUGUCUCUUCGCUCGCCCACGCAUCUUUUUACUUGCCACGCGCCUUCUUGUCUGCCCGCACACCUCCUUGCUUGCCCGCCCGCCUCCUUGGAGUCUGCCUCGCCCGCACGUCUCGCUCACACUUUAGCUGACCAUCCACUCGUCUGUUCGUUCCCUAGCUGGCUUCGUGCGAGACCCGUGAACAUCGUUGUAAGGAUCGCUGGCGCGCCGAGCAACGCGAUCUGUGUCCCGUAAGUAUUUGUGCACUUGCCCGCCCCUCUGCACUCGCUCGCCCGUCUCCAUGCUCGCUCGCCCGUCUCUGCCAGUGCGCUCCGCCGCCCGUCGACCCGACUACAGAGAGCAGAGACGAUGCUGAAGAUCGGCGAGCGGGCUUACCCUGUGGAUCCCUCACGCGACCCGCGAAGACAGAGACGCUGCAGCAAAAUAGCCGCGCCGCGGCCGCUCAACGUCGGGCAA